Molecule: messenger RNA, 414 nt
Organism: Xylona heveae TC161
Lineage: Eukaryota; Fungi; Ascomycota; Xylonomycetes; Xylonales; Xylonaceae
Product: L-PSP endoribonuclease family protein-like protein
Exons: 4
Coding region: 1-414 (137 amino acids)
Cellular component (GO): cytosol; mitochondrion
Molecular function (GO): deaminase activity
Source: RefSeq, a predicted model, not a curated record
AUGUCGUCUACUGCAAUUCGGCAUCAGAACUCCACGGUUGCAACAAUCUCCACCAAGAAAAGCUAUGCUCCGCUUGGACACUAUUCCCAAGCAUUCAAAUCCAAUGGCCACAUUUGGCUCGCAGGGCAAAUCGCUGCUGAUAUCAACGGUCAAUUGAUCGAAGGUUCAGUUGCCGAUCAAGCUCGCCAGAUUUGCAAGAAUACUGAAGAGAUUCUGAAGGAGGCCGGUUCCAGCUUAGAUAAGGCCGUCAAGAUCACAGCAUGUUCCGUAUAUACCAGCGACUUUUCUGCUCUUCCUGAGUUCAACGAGGUUUACAACAGCUACUUCCCACAGAAGCCCCCACGGACUUCUGUAGAAGUUUCAAAGCUACCUCUGGGCGUGAAAUUUGAAAUGGAUGUAAUUGCCGUUGAAUAA